AUUCAAUGUAACAUAAUAUUUACUAUGCCGACGAGGACUGAGCAGUGUGUCUCGUGACGUCGCCGUGAACUGUUGUCGCUGUCGUUUUUGCCGUUUCCGUUUGUUUGUUUUUUACUAUUUUAAUAGUUCUGUUAUCUCUUUUGUUAUUGUUUCCGUGUAGUCGUUUUCCGUGUACGCUUCAUCCAUCCCAAGUUUUGAAAGUUGAAAAGCGUUCAACGGCGGUGAUUUACCAGAAUGAUGGGAUUUAGGUACGCGGUGGUCGUAAGUUCGGUUUUUUAUUUAAUUGUUUGAAACCGCACAAAAGACGACGAGCAACGAAUUAAUAUUGCGUGAACGGGUUUAGCCAGUCGUCUUUGUGAUACUUACGCUAUGACAUCAGACUAAGAUACACGAAACAUUUGGAUAAUCGCCACCAUGUAAAUUGACAAUUUUCACCAAACGUGAUCACUAUCCAUCAUGACACGUUAUUAUAAUUUGGGCAUAUACGCUGCGGCGUUGUUACUUGCCCACCUGUGUUAUCCAGCUCAAUCGGAAACUGAGCUCAAAGGAUCUAAUGUUUGUACCAGAUUAGACCUGUAUAAUGUGACGGUUAAUGUGACUGAAAUGAAACCAUACCAAGUACGAGAGUCUUAUUUUUGCUUUACAGACUUCAAACUAAAAUGUUCCAGAUACCGAAUUGUAAUGAAAUCAAUUGUUUCGCAGCAGGUCUUGGAAAAAAGAAAGCCUAUUGAAGAAUGCUGUGAAGGAUUUGUUAUAUCACCAAAUAAAACAAAUUGCAUUCCAGUUUGUCAGAACAACUGUGAACAUGGUACUUGCAUAUUUCCAAAUAUUUGUAAAUGCGAUGACAACUAUGGAGGACCUUAUUGCAAUAAAACAUGUCCACCUGGAAAAUUUGGCGAGUUCUGUACAGAAAAAUGUCAGUGUGAAAAUGGAUCACCAUGUGAUCCAUAUGACGGUCAGUGCAAAUGCUUAGCAGGUUGGACAGGAGUAGACUGUUCAGAGAAAUGUUCGCCCCAUAACUUUGGCAUUAACUGUGUUGAAGAAUGUCCUUGUAAAAACGGUGCUAUUUGUGAUCCAGUCACUGGAAAAUGUGACUGCCCCCCGGGAUUUAGAGGUCCACUGUGUGAUCAGAGAUGUCCAUCAGGUCGUCACGGAGAUGAGUGCCAAAGCGAAUGCAAAUGUCAGAAUGCAGGUAGUUGUGAUCCACAAACUGGUCAUUGUUUGUGUUCCUCUGGGUGGACGGGAAUGGUGUGUGGAGAAAAAUGUGAGCCUGGAAAAUGGGGAGUUAACUGCAGUAAGUCAUGUGAUUGUUUCAAUGAAGGUUAUUGUCAUCAUAUUACUGGACAAUGUCAAUGUAUGCCUGGAUAUUAUGGCGAAAAAUGCAAAGAUAUCUGUCCGGAAGGAAUGUAUGGUCCAAAUUGUUUGAAAAAUUGUACUUGUCCAGAAAACUCGUAUUGUGAACCAAAAAAUGGAAAAUGCAUAUGUGAAAAAGGAUGGAAAGGUGAUAAAUGUUCCAAACGAAUAUGUCCAGAUAGUCUUUAUGGAGAAAGAUGCGACAAAAUAUGUCAAUGCAUUACUACUAAUACCAAAUCGUGUCAUCCGUGGAAAGGAACCUGUGAGUGUGUAGCUGGUUGGGAUGGUCCGACGUGCUCUAGAACGUGUCCCUUGUAUACUUAUGGCGAAAGGUGUCGAAGAAAAUGCGAUUGCAACAACAACGCACAAUGUUUGGCUAAUAAUGGCACAUGCAUAUGUGGUCCUGGUUAUCGUGGAUUAUCAUGUAACGUAACCUGUCCUGAAGGUACAUACGGCGAGAACUGUAACAACCAGUGUCAAUGCAACAAUGGAGCCAAGUGUUCUCCUGAAUCUGGUAUGUGUUUAUGUCCUCCUGGGUGGAGAGGACAGCAAUGUGAUUUGCCGUGUGAAAAAUCAUUUUACGGUGAAAAUUGUAAAAACGAAUGUCAAUGUAAAAACGAUGCAGCGUGUAGUCCCGUCGACGGUGCCUGCACUUGCCAACCGGGUUUUACUGGUGAUAACUGCAACUCGGCUUGUCCGCCCGAGACUUAUGGCAGAGACUGUAAGCAGACUUGCGAGUGCAACUGGGAAAAUACGGCGUCGUGCAACCCGGUGACUGGUGAAUGCAAAUGCAUCGAAGGCUGGAACGGUGUACAUUGUGAGACACUCUGCCCGCGCGGCACUUACGGUGAGGAUUGUCAGAACGAAUGCGAUUGUCACAACGACAGUUCGUGCGACCAGAAGACGGCCAAGUGCACAUGCACUCGUGGCUGGGAAGGGCUUAAGUGUGAUCUGCCGUGCAAGCCGAGCAAGUAUGGUUUCGGGUGCAAAGAGGAGUGUCCGGAAAGACAUUCCGAUGAUAACUUGUCGUGCGACCAUGUGACCGGAAAGUUUGAAUGCCGACCCGGUUACAUCGGACCUAUAUGCCAGCACGCUUGUCCAGCCAAGUCAUACGGACAGGGAUGUCUGAAGAAGUGCGACUGCGGAUACGGAGAUUGCCAUCACGUCACCGGCGCUUGCCACUGUUAUCCGGGCUGGACUGGUUCCAACUGCACGAAAGCAUGUCCGCCCGGCACAUACGGUAUCAAUUGUGGGCUCCCAUGUAAAUGUCAAAACGGCGGUUCUUGCCGUGCCAUUGAUGGAGUUUGCCACUGUAAACCAGGAUUCACCGGCCCUACGUGUUCCGAAGUUUGUCCUGAUCAAUAUUAUGGCGAUCACUGCAUGUCUAUGUGCAACUGUCCUAGUGAAAAAUUUAUCUGUCAUGCAGUCGACGGUUGUGUAUGCAGACACGGUUACACAGGUGAGAACUGUGAUGAGCCGUUAACUGACCGACAAGUUGGUACAUUGGAAACUGAAAAGAGCUCUUCAGGUGCUUUUGCUGGAAUGUUUGUUGCUAUUUUGGUAAUAGCUGCAUUUAUUAUGUUGUUCUUAUACUACCGCAAUCGUGUUGCUGGUCUCAAAAAUGUCAUACAUGCACAUGUCCAAUAUGGAGCCGAUCCACUUAGCUUAAAUCAAGAUCGAUUCCAUUUUGACAAUCCUGUAUAUUCUUUUGGACAGACUAGCACAACAGUAGGAAUGGUUAGUGAACACCAAACAUUGAACAACUGUCAAAUUAAAAACAAUUUGUCUAAGCCUAAUAAUUUGGUGAAAGCUGGUUGCUCGUCAUCAUUGAUGGAUGACAGUGAUAGUUAUGGUAUGCCAUCAACUAGCGCUUCAUCUUUCAAAAAUAUGGAAGCUGAUUUAAACAACCCUAACAUCUAUCACAGUUUAGAUGAUUUAAAAUCAGAAAAUUUGUAUGAUGAAAUUGAAGACAAAAAAUUAGCUGCAGCAGAACAAGAAUACGACCAUUUGGACUAUCAGCGACCUAACGGUACAUGGAAGCCUCAUUACCAACGGAUGUCGACAAGUUUAAAGGCUGAAAGCAAAAAGAAUUUAAAUGUUGAAUAAAACAAAUUAUAAUAUUAUAAGACUUGCCGAAUUGUUCAUGAAGUCCUAAGUAACUGUCUUCAGACAAUACUAAUUUGACUUUAGUUAUCAACAUUAAUCUCUUCUUUUUUUUUAUUAUUUAUAUAUUUGUAUUGCUUUUUAUUUACCUACAUUUUAUUUAAAUAGUACCUAAUCAUAUUAUAUUAUACUAAAUAAUUUUGUUUUAUACCAAAUUGAUAUAUUUUAUUAUUGAGGCGCUCUGUGAUAUUUUAUUAAUAUACUUGCGUAGUCCAUUAUUGAUAGACUUCUAAAAUUUGUCUUUACAACUGAAAAUAAACAAACAUUACUAAAAAUGAUUUAAUAUUAAAUCUAGGACAUUUUAUAAAAAGUUUUCCAUAAAUAUAAUUAUAUAUUAUUUUGGAGUGUUAUAUUUAGCAUCUCACGUUGUAUACAUUAUUAUUAUUUUUAUUUCAUGUGUAAUUAAACGAACAAUUCAUAUAAUCUUACUUUUUGUAGGUACUAUCUACAAUAAGUUUUACUUCAUUUCUUUUUUACUUAGAUAUUAUAUUAAGGAGCUCAUAUUUUAUUUGUUUGUGAUUAAUGAUUAAUAUAGGUCAUGAGUUAAGUUUGACCUAUUUAUAUUUUGUUCUGUUAAAUGUAAUUGAUUUUAUUUAAACAUUUACCUACUAUAAUUGUACCUAUAUAUUUGAUGAAUAAACGUGCAUUUAUCUUUACUA
Molecule: messenger RNA, 4175 nt
Organism: Acyrthosiphon pisum (pea aphid)
Lineage: Eukaryota; Metazoa; Arthropoda; Insecta; Hemiptera; Aphididae
Product: protein draper
Exons: 19
Coding region: 457-3459 (1000 amino acids)
Molecular function (GO): scavenger receptor activity; protein binding
Source: RefSeq, a predicted model, not a curated record